Molecule: messenger RNA, 2802 nt
Organism: Perognathus longimembris pacificus (Pacific pocket mouse)
Lineage: Eukaryota; Metazoa; Chordata; Mammalia; Rodentia; Heteromyidae
Gene: Cdc73
Product: cell division cycle 73
Exons: 17
Coding region: 201-1796 (531 amino acids)
Biological process (GO): positive regulation of transcription elongation by RNA polymerase II; transcription elongation by RNA polymerase II
Cellular component (GO): Cdc73/Paf1 complex
Molecular function (GO): RNA polymerase II complex binding
Source: RefSeq, a predicted model, not a curated record
CGACUGCCCCUGCUGCUGUCGUAGACGGGGGCGGCUGUUGGUGCGGCGGCUGUUGGCUCGCGGCGGCGGCGGCGGCGGCGGGGGCGGCGGCGGCGGCGGCGGCGGCCCAGGCCGAGGCGAGGCGGGCAGGCGGCGGCCGGCGCGGUGACGGCGGCGGCGGCGGCGGCGCCCGGGCCGGGCGGCGGCGAGGGGGGGGGAAGAUGGCGGACGUGCUCAGCGUCCUGCGACAGUACAACAUCCAGAAGAAGGAGAUCGUGGUGAAGGGGGACGAGGUGAUCUUCGGCGAGUUCUCCUGGCCCAAGAACGUCAAGACCAACUACGUGGUGUGGGGAACCGGGAAGGAAGGCCAGCCCAGAGAAUACUACACGUUGGAUUCCAUCUUAUUUCUGCUUAAUAAUGUGCACCUUUCUCAUCCAGUUUACGUUCGACGUGCAGCUACUGAAAAUAUCCCUGUGGUUAGAAGACCUGACCGAAAAGAUCUCCUUGGGUAUCUCAAUGGUGAAGCAUCAACAUCGGCAAGUAUAGACAGAAGUGCCCCCCUGGAAAUAGGUCUUCAGAGAUCUACUCAAGUCAAACGAGCUUCAGAUGAAGUUUUAGCCGAAGCAAAGAAACCACGAAUUGAGGAUGAAGAAUGUGUACGCCUUGAUAAAGAAAGGUUGGCUGCUCGGCUGGAGGGCCAUAAAGAAGGCAUUGUGCAGACUGAACAGAUCAGGUCUUUGUCUGAAGCUAUGUCAGUGGAAAAAAUUGCUGCAAUCAAAGCCAAAAUUAUGGCUAAGAAAAGAUCUACUAUCAAGACUGAUCUAGAUGAUGAUAUAACUGCCCUUAAACAGAGGAGUUUUGUGGAUGCCGAGGUGGACGUGACCCGCGAUAUUGUCAGCAGAGAGAGAGUGUGGAGGACGCGAACAACUAUCUUACAGAGCACAGGAAAGAACUUUUCCAAGAAUAUUUUUGCAAUUCUUCAAUCUGUAAAAGCCAGAGAAGAAGGGCGAGCACCCGAACAGCGACCAGCUCCAAACGCAGCACCUGUGGAUCCCACAUUGCGUACUAAGCAGCCUAUCCCAGCUGCCUACAACAGAUAUGACCAGGAGAGAUUCAAAGGGAAAGAAGAAACGGAAGGCUUUAAAAUCGACACGAUGGGCACCUACCAUGGCAUGACACUGAAGUCUGUAACGGAAGGUGCAUCUGCUCGUAAGACUCAAACUCCUGCAGCCCAGCCUGUACCGAGGCCAGUUUCUCAAGCAAGACCUCCUCCAAAUCAGAAGAAAGGAUCACGGACACCCAUUAUCAUAAUACCUGCUGCUACCACUUCUUUAAUAACCAUGCUUAAUGCGAAAGACCUUCUGCAGGAUCUAAAAUUUGUCCCAUCAGAUGAAAAGAAGAAACAAGGUUGUCAACGAGAAAAUGAAACUCUGAUACAGAGAAGAAAAGAUCAGAUGCAGCCAGGGGGUGCUGCAAUUAGCGUCACAGUACCCUAUAGAGUGGUGGACCAGCCCCUUAAGCUGAUGCCUCAGGACUGGGACCGAGUUGUAGCAGUGUUUGUCCAAGGUCCUGCGUGGCAGUUCAAAGGCUGGCCGUGGCUUUUGCCUGAUGGAUCACCAGUUGACAUAUUUGCUAAAAUUAAAGCCUUCCAUCUUAAGUAUGAUGAAGUCCGUCUAGACCCAAAUGUUCAGAAAUGGGACGUCACGGUGUUGGAGCUCAGCUAUCACAAGCGCCAUCUAGACAGACCGGUUUUCUUGCGGUUCUGGGAAACAUUGGAUAGGUACAUGGUGAAGCAUAAAUCCCACCUGAGAUUCUGAAGUCUUUGGAGGUUCCUCUCGUGAAAAGCUGGAUUGAGAAGCGUGGAAUACCUUAAUACCUUGACCUAGAGACUGGGAUUCAGCUUUAUGAAUUGGUGAUGAACUUGGAAAGGAAGGUCACCGCAGUCUUUCCUGAGACUUGCUUGACGCGUUGUGCUGCAGAGGGUGCCGUCCACCAUCCGUAUCAGCAAACUUUUUGGCUUACAACUAUUUUUUUAAUAUUAGCCUUCUAGUCUGUAAUGGAAAUUGUAUAUUUUGAUAGAAGUUUUUUCUCUAUGGGUUAAAUUAGCAUUACUUAAAAUUUGUUUCUUUAGAAAUAAAUCCAGGUUAUAAAUGUGUGUAUAUUUAGAGGUUAUAAGGCUUCCUAAGCCAUCUUGCUUCUGAUUUUUCAUUGCUCUAUGAUCCCUUCCACUGAAAAUACUGUGUCAUGAGUGGUAUUAAAUUGUAGACUUGGAACUUGGAACACACAUAAAAGGGAUGUGACUAUUUUGAAUGAAUCAAAAUGUCAGCCUGUAUGUAUACUACAUCUAUACUUAACUAUUUGAAAGGAAUAAUGAAAAAUCAAGAACAACGCUUCAUCUUUGGUUGAAAUGUUCAGCCUUUUUUUUCUUUUAUAAAUGAAUAUAUUGAAUGAAUGUACAUUCUUCUCACUGACUUUGAUGAUUUUAAAACUUAGAAAGAUAUAUUUCUAUCUGGGAUAUCUUUCCACUUGGAAAAUCUCAAAACAGAUGUAAAGCGUACUGCGUGUGUAUACUGGGCGUGGAGGGGUUUUUAUUGGGGAGCUGGAGAAGAAUGUGCAUUGGUCCUACUGCAGUGUAUCUUUCACUUCCUAUUGCUUCUCCUAAGUCCCCUUUUGAUGGUUACUUUACAUGGUGUACAAUUUCAAGUCUAUUUCUAGGCAGGUCAGUUUUGGUCUUAUCUUUCAUUAUCCCUAAGUACUGAUGAACUCCCAGGCACCAAAGAACAUAUUUGCUCAAGUGUCAGAACAGAAACAAGAUAAGGAAAA